Cuscuta europaea is the source of this 882-nucleotide messenger RNA. The record is from the annotation of a GenBank genome assembly. Lineage: Eukaryota; Viridiplantae; Streptophyta; Magnoliopsida; Solanales; Convolvulaceae.
UGAUGAGAAAGGGAUGCCACGCAUAUCUAGCUUACGUUGUGGACAAAACCAAAGAAGAGGUAGACAUCAAUGAUGUGAGAAUAGUGUGCAAGUAUCCGGAUGUCUUCCCAAAAGACUUACCGGGGCUUCCACCCGAUAGGGAGAUUGAGUUCGUGAUCGAGGUUGAACCCGGCACCAAACCAAUCUCUAUACCGCCAUACAGAAUGGCACCCGCUGAACUUAACGAGUUGAAAACCCAAUUGCAAGAGCUAUUGGAUAACGGUUUCAUAAGGCCGAGUCACUCUCCGUGGGGAGCGCCGGUCCUUUUCGUGAAAAAGAAAGAUGGAACCCUUCGAAUGUGCAUUGACUAUCGUCACCUGAACAAGGUCACGAUCAAGAAUAGGUAUCCCUUGCCUAGGAUUGAUGACUUGUUUGAUCAGCUCCGAGGAGCGACGGUGUUUUCGAAGAUUGACUUGAGGUCGGGGUACCACCAACUGAAGAUAAAGGCCCAACAGGCCCAAAUCACAGCGCACAGAGUACCAAGUAGCCCGCAAGGCGCACCAGGGGUGCCUUCGCCCCCUGGCCGAAGGCUCUAAACUCUCACAGAACGGGUUUCUCAAGCAAACUAAGAGACUGGGAAAAACGGCAGAAAACAGUAGCCCUCGGCACCUGAAGCCCUCGGCACCAAGGGGUCCCCCGGUACUCAGAGCCCUCGGCUAGUCCUCUAACAGCCGAGGGCACCUUCCCCGACAUGAUAUCCGCGCCACAUGCGUACAGAUCACCGUACCCUGUGCAACGUCCCAUCCAACAGUCGCAUUAAAUGCGGCCACAUGCGGUUGCCAGCGCCAACCAGAUGAGACAUGCGAUCAAAUGCAUCCCUAUAGUAGCCAAGCUCAGCACCCG